This is a messenger RNA of Magallana angulata, 774 nucleotides long. RefSeq lists its product as uncharacterized. The coding region runs from base 1 to 774 and encodes 257 amino acids. The record is from RefSeq and is a predicted model, not a curated record. The transcript has 5 exons. Lineage: Eukaryota; Metazoa; Mollusca; Bivalvia; Ostreida; Ostreidae.
AUGCCUUAUAUGGACACAACUGUGAUCGGCCGAAGCCGUUCACAAAAUGCAACCGAUGAUAAUGUAUCUCUGAAUCGGAUGUAUAACAAGCAACUUGUUCUUAAUAAAAGUUUGAUUUGUACAAAUAUUUGUAUUGUAGACUUACCCACGGAAACAGUGGUGGAAGGGGACUGCUUGAUUUGUUCCAAAAAUAUUUCACAAAUAACUGUUCGUGGAGUCGAAUGCAACGGAAAUGCUUUAGGAUUAUGUGUGUCAGGUGAUUCUGUUAAUUCUAGUUCACUCUUCAAUGGAACUUUUAACGCCUAUUGGAAUACCUGCAAACAGAAUAACAAAUUUAUUACAGGAAACACUCACAUUGUGUGUCAAAGUGAGUCUACAUGGACUGGGAUAAGGAAAUACAAUAUAGACACGGACAACUACGGGAACGGUACCACAGCUGUCAAGGCAGAGUCCCCCAGCCUCACACUGACUAAAGAUACUCUUGUGAUUAUACUAAGUGUCUCCGGGACCACUAUAGCAGUAUGCGUUUUUCUUCUGCUAUGCUAUAGAGUGUUGCGUGAGAGGUGUCGAAAGCCUGGAACAUCACAUGUACAUCUCGACAAUAUUGGACAAAUUACUCAUUUAAAUACCCAAGGACAAUCAAGAUCCAAGGCUGAUUCUAAGGCGCAAAAUAGGUACCAAACUAUAGUACCUAAUUGUGGAAACGACCAUUGCUACGACCCUAUUCACAAAUCGGAACAAGAAAGCGGCCCAAAGUUUGUAAUAGUUCAAUGA